Molecule: messenger RNA, 4254 nt
Organism: Caenorhabditis briggsae
Lineage: Eukaryota; Metazoa; Nematoda; Chromadorea; Rhabditida; Rhabditidae
Exons: 17
Coding region: 1-4254 (1417 amino acids)
Molecular function (GO): protein binding
Source: RefSeq, a predicted model, not a curated record
AUGACCGAGGUGGAGUUCGAAUGGAAUGAAUCUAAACUUCGAUUACUGUCUGAUAUUCUUUCGGAAAAUGUACAAAAAUAUGUGAAACUAGAAUCGAUUGAAUUAGAGGCAAAAACAAGAUCAUUCACAGACGAUUCGGAUAAAGAUGGUGUGGAAGAGGAGUUUCAGAGACUACUUAACAACUCUUUCGAUCCUUUGAUGGAUUAUAAAGAACACCAAAAAGUAAAAGAAGAAAUUCCAUCUCCGAAAAAAGAACAAUUUCAAUGGCUAUCCAGUUGGAAACGAGUAGCUGGAAAAUUAGCAAUUUCCUAUGUUGAUAAAACGUCCAACACAAUCAUAUUCCGUCGCCUCCAAGUCCUUCCAAAUGUGCUACCUAUUCUGGUGAUUGCUCAUACUAGUCCUCGGAAUGUGAUCAUUAUUUACGGAAAAAGAAGGAAUUCGAAAGAGGAAUUUGAUUUACAAACUGUUCUUCGUCACUCCUACAGUAACAUUCCAGAUGGAAGUUUGCAGACAAUACACUUCCUCACUAAGAAUCUUCUGGAUCUCUAUUCCCAAUUGUUUUCAAGACAAAUCGCUCCUUCCUUCAAAACGAAACACUUUCGAUGCCUACCAUCUCUCUGCCUACAGUACGAUAUUCUUGGACCGAUUCUGGAUAAAGUAGAAGGCGUUCCAAAACCUGAUACAACAGAUGUUUCUCUGGACGAAGCCACUUCUAAUUGGGUGCAUCGAAAAUGGGAUAACUAUCAAUACCUGACCUACCUGAACAGGAUAACUGGACGAGUUAGACAAGAGGUUCCUAAUCAUCCAAUCUUCCCGUGGGUGUGUGAUUUCUCAUCGCAGAAUUCUGGAUUUCGCCCGUUGAACCGAACGAAAUAUCGGUUGUGUAAAGGAGACGAUCAGUUGAGAGAAAUGUAUUCUCGAGAGCCAUCCCAUCAUGUUCCAGAACUUCUUUCUGAUAUUGGCUAUAUGGUUUAUCGUGCUCGAGUGGAGCCGAAAGAGAAUCUUUGCCGACACGUUCGCCGAAAAUGGGUUCCAGAAGAGUAUCCAUCCACAAUGAGUAGAAUGUUCCAGUGGACGCCAGAUGAGUGUAUUCCCGAAUUCUAUGAUGAUCCAUUAGUUUUCACUUCUCGUCAUGCGGAUAUGUCGGAUUUACAAUAUCCAGAUUUUGUGUCUUCCCCACAAGAAUUCAUAAAAUGGCAUCGUGAAAUGCUGGAACACGAGGAGGUUUCCAUGAAUCUCCACAGAUGGAUCGAUCUGGUUUUCGGGUUUAAUCUCUCCAUCGAAAACAGCAAAAAUUCUCUGAAUCUUCAUCUCUGCUUCGUAGAGAAAAAUCGUCGUAGAUUAAGAACAAAUGGAAUGGUUCAGUUGUUUACGAGACCACAUCCGUCAAGAAUGCCAUUGAAUUAUAAUCCGAAAUCGGAUUCUUAUUAUCUUCAAAUGGAUUCGUUUGGUUAUGGAAUGGAGAAACAAGAAAAAGAUUCAACAGAAUGGAGAGAAUUCGAUGAAGAGAGUCAUCAACAGAUAUUUCAAAAAAUCAAGGAAAUCCGAGUGAGAAGGCUCCGCCACAAAACAUACUUCUCAUCUAUGGUAUCCUUAAUAGAAGUUAUUGCUCAGAUAGUAGUCGCUCCUCAUUUAGCCGGAAGAUUCGAUGAUCAGGAUCAUAUUCGCCACUGUCUUCGUCAAUUUUCAUAUCGGGUACCUGUGAACUAUCGAAAACUUUUCGAUUUUCUGUUGAAUCCAAAACAAGACUUUCCGGAUUGUGACGAAUUUUCAUUUUUUGUCAGCGUCUGCCUGAAUAUUCCAACUAAGAUUUCAAAUUUCUCAGAAGAAUUUGCGAAAUGUGUAUCACUGCACUCGCUGCGAAAAUUGGAUGUGAUUCCUCCUUUUUCAAAACGCGCUCAAUUGCUACUGAUCAAAGAGCUGGACAGCCUUAAAAAGUCGAUCCGUCUUUGCGAUCAUAUGGAAACAUGUGUCGUUGCGGCAUUCCGACAAUUAUUAGAAGACGAAGAAGCUUGUAUUCAAGCAGUUCACAAAUUGAUGCCAGUUAUCACACGAAGCUUGAGUCAAUCUGCAUUAGAGGAUCUGAUCAAUCCAAUGAUAGAGUUGAUACAAUGUGAAACUUCAGUGAAGGUAGAUUUUGAGUUAUCUAGUUUACGGAAGUUCGAAUAUUUCCAGCUCCUCGAUCGUCGCUUCCUGAUGCACGUGUCUAUUUGUUAUGGAACCCACACUUUCUUGGAUCUCUUUCUUCCUCCAAUCGUUGAAGCAUGCGCUUCUUUGAAUCCUGAUCGAUCGGUGGUAGCAAAAGAAAGUAUCAUGUGGUUGGCAAAACGUUAUGGUCCUGUGAUAUGUGCCAAAUUCAUCUCAUCCAACGUCCUCCGAAUCAUGGCUAGUUGUUACGAGGGGUUCGAAUUAGUAGGACUGGAUCAAGUACCAAAAGUUGUGUUCGGCGUAGUUCUUCAAGGCGACGAAACUUGCUCUCGAAUUGAAUCCCUACUUUCUGAAAUCGUGCUGACCUACAGUGUCACAUUCAUCACUGUUCAAUUCCUUCCAUUCUGUGUUGACCUGAUUGAGCAGUUCCAUAAACGUCCGUCAGUUCAACUCGAGCCUGGAUUGGUUUCCGUUUUCCGAAUAGUUGAACUCUCAAUACGAUCCAUGUCUGAUCAUCAACUCAUGAAUUAUUUAGAGGUAAUUUUAAAUAAAAUAUCUCUAAAUAGCUUCAAUACUUUCGUUCAGGAAUUCAUAAUUCAAAAAGUGAUCUAUCGAGUGCUCACGAUCCUUCUCAAUUCAAGUUUCCAGUUCUCCACAACGAGAGUUCGCAACAUCAUCAUCUGCAAGGUCUGUCAAUUACUACACUCGAUUACCCAGAAAAUUGGAACCGAGAACACACGCAUCUACGCCAGCCAACCAUUCAAAUUGAUUUUCUCGACGUUCAGUGAAAUUUACGAUACGAAUGAAGAGCUAAGGAUCAUUCUCAGAAAACGAUCCCCUGAAAACACCCUAUAUGAAGUUCCUCUAUUCAUGGUAGAAGACGUCGUUGAUAAAUUUGCCAGAGAGUGGGGAGUUCCAUUCUUGUCUUCUUUUUGUGACGAUCCUGCAUUCCUCAUUCCAUUCGUUUCGAAUGCAGCUUCAUCAUCGCCGAAUAUGCCAAUCGCACACUCACCACCAUCCACGUUCCCAGCAUAUUCUCUAGGAGGCAUGUCUUCUGGAAAUCGACUGUUUUCGCUGUCUGCAUCGAGUCCCGUUAAUUCUGUGAACAGUUUAGGAGGAUUGAGUCUUUGUGAUUCCGGAUCGUUGAGCUCAGUCUGGUGUGCUAGAAUUUCUGCGGCUGUUUGUGGAGUAGACAAUUAUCGUUUUGAUCACCUCUCCCUCUGCAACUUCACUGGGCAUCAAGAAAGAAUCAGAAGACUUGCAGCGAUUUCCAACGAGAAUUCUUUCGUAUCAGCAUCUUCUGAUAAGACAGUCAAGUUAUGGUCCAUAAAACCAGAACAAGAUGAAAUCGGGUGCCAAUGGACGUAUCAAAAUCACAAUCGAUCUGUACAUGACGUGGCGAUUCUUGCGGAUAACUCAAUUGCUUCUACUGACGGCUCACUUCAUGUUUGGGAUCCAUUUCGGACUACACUAUUGGCACAACUAGAAUGGGAUUCAUCGAAAGAAGGAAAUGGGGGGAACAUAAUGAGAAUUGAGAAUGUGGAUAGACAUAUUCUCGCGGCGAUUUGCAGUCUACACUCUACGGUGAAACUGUUUGAUAGUCGAGUUGGUGGAUGGACGUGUGAGCUGAAAGUGUCGCCGGGACCAGGUCUCACUAGGUCACUGACAGUCAGAGAUAAUGGAAACAAAAUGGCAGUGGCACUUUCAAACGGAACUCUCGCGAUUCUUGAUGCGCGAAACGGGAAGAUCAACGCUUUGGCGCAAACGAAUUCCACGCACACCGUCUCGGUUAAUUGGCUUUCUGACACCGGCCUACUUGUAUGUGAUGCCGACGAAUGUGGUGUUAUCCUUGAAACCAAUCCCCGCGCGCAUAUCGUCCGAAAACUUCAAGAUCCCGUAACAGCUGCGGUUAUAACGGACAACUCGCUGGUCACUCUUCAGAAUGGUUCGAUGCUCAGAGUGUAUCGAAACAGUGGAGAGCUUCAAAUAGAGACGAAGAUCCGUCCCGACGAGUUACCAGGCACUCCCACCGCCGUUUUGCCCCUCCCACUCAAUUGCUCUUAUUUGAUAGGCUCGAGUCACGGAGCCAUUCGUUUAAUGUGUUGA